AUGUCAGACAUUGAGGCAGACGGUUUAUUAGGUUUCGACUUUGAUGACGAAGACUUUGUAACAAAAGAAAAAGAAAAGAUCAACAUUUCUCAAGUUGAUUACGAUGCCAAAGUAGAGACGGAUGGUUGGUUUCACAAUCAUGACAAGACGAUCGAUCAACUCAUGUUAGAGCAACAUGGUCCCAAUCAAGUCAGAAAUGCUAUUGAACACGAUUACUUUUAUAAGCGGUAUGAUCGUCUUUUUUUGCUUAGAGGCAAGUUUUACCCUUUGAUUGGAAGAUAUACAGAAGCCAUAGAGGCUUAUAUGCAGUAUCAAAGAGAACGCAAGUUAGAUUAUGGCGUAUGGUCUGGUAUGGCCACUGUAUUUAUGCUUUCUGCAGCAAGAAAUCCAACUGAAAAAGACAUGCGGUAUCAUUUAGCCAACCUCUCUAUGCAUCGUGCGAUACAUAUCUUUACUACAAGUCGUUGGAACAAGAGUAUCGAUUUUGUCAAAGCUAGAUUUGAAAGAGACCUCAAAGCUCUUCAGGCUUGCUUAAGAGAAACAGAAAAACACGGUGGUCAUGCUGACCAGUUUGUUCAUUGGAUGGCUGCAGGCAAUCCUGAAAAGGAACAGGCAGGUUUAGAAGAAUUCAGUUGGGAUGAUAUGGUAUGGAUCUAUAAAGACUGGGUUUUGAGACAAGACCUUGACUUGGUAGACAAUGAUAUAAAGGCAGUCAAAGAUUUAUAG
Molecule: messenger RNA, 726 nt
Organism: Gilbertella persicaria
Lineage: Eukaryota; Fungi; Mucoromycota; Mucoromycetes; Mucorales; Choanephoraceae
Exons: 3
Coding region: 1-726 (241 amino acids)
Source: RefSeq, a predicted model, not a curated record